AUGGCUCCCAAUAAAUCCAAAAACAGAAAAAAGUCAAUAGUAUUGUGCAGUAUAAUUAUUGCUUCCCUUUGUGAGGACGAAGAUGUGAGGACAAGGGAAUGGUGCAAGGAGUGGUUGCAACGAAGAAAGGAAAAGGGAAGUCAUGCUACCAUUUUACAGGAACUUCGAGAUGGUGCUUAUGAAUCCGACUUUAAGAACUAUAUGCGUAUGGAUCCAAAUACCUUCUAUGAUUUAUUGGUGAUGAUAGAACCUUUCAUAUCUAAGCAAGACACAUGCAUGAGGGAGAACAUUUCCCCAGAAGCACGUCUGGAGGCAACUAUGUUGUUUCUGUCCACCGGGUGCUCCUACACUCCCUUCAGUACAGAACCAGAAUAUCAAAACAGUCUGUCUGAAAUCAUUCCUGAAACUUGUCAGGCCAUCUUUGCUGUACUCAAGGAUAAAUACCUGAAGACACCCCAAACAGCCGAAGAGUGGAGGUAUGUUGCAGAAGAUUUUCGCAAGAUAUGGAACUUUCUAAUCUGCAUUGGAGCCCUCGACGGGAAGCAUAUUCUGAUAAAGCGAACCUAUUUACAUUUAAUGGCACUCUGUGAUGCAAAUUCAAACUUCCUAUAUGUUGACGUGGGCAUUAAUGGAAGAGUAUCUGACGGGGGAGUGUGGAAUAAGUCUACUCUUUGCAUGCAUAUUGAAAAUGGAUCUGCUGGUCUUCCAGAUGAUAUCCAGCUUCCCAACUGUUCAAAGAUAUUACCGUUUGUGAUUGUAGUUGAUGACGCGUACCCACUGAAGCGCCAUAUUAUGAAACCUUUCUCUCAUCGAGAUCAAAAUCUUCAACAGAGUAUAUUCUCCUAUUGGUUGUCAAGAGCUCGAAACACCGUAGAAAAUGCUUUUGGGAGACUUGCUUAUAGGUUUCACGUCUUUAAAAGACAAAUUGACCUUGAGCCUAAAAAGCUAGAGCAAAUAGUUUUAGCCUGCACUGCACAGCAUAAUUAUCUUCACAAAGUCCCUGUUACCCCUUAUUUGUGUAUUAAUGACAAGGAUAAUCCCAUGCUAUCACUUGAGAGGCAAAAUUCCACCAUCGAAGGCACAGUAGUACGCAAUAUGUACAUGAAAUAUUUCAAUGAAGAGGGUACUGUAAUAUGGCAAUGCGGAGGUAUAUCUGCCUGA
Molecule: messenger RNA, 1161 nt
Organism: Macrobrachium nipponense
Lineage: Eukaryota; Metazoa; Arthropoda; Malacostraca; Decapoda; Palaemonidae
Exons: 2
Coding region: 1-1161 (386 amino acids)
Source: RefSeq, a predicted model, not a curated record